Gallus gallus (chicken) is the source of this 6523-nucleotide messenger RNA. It is a transcript of the gene PRRG1, whose product is annotated as proline rich and Gla domain 1. The coding region runs from base 2289 to 2984 and encodes 231 amino acids. Gene Ontology annotation, cellular component: extracellular region. The record is from RefSeq and is a predicted model, not a curated record. Lineage: Eukaryota; Metazoa; Chordata; Aves; Galliformes; Phasianidae. Gene Ontology annotation, molecular function: calcium ion binding. The transcript is spliced from 4 exons.
GAGGGGAUGAAGGAUUUCUAUGUAGAAAUGCUGCACGCAACUGCAGGAGUGAGACUUCUUACUCAUCUGUUCAUCUGUCUCGCUUCUAGAUAAGAGAAGUCUGUUUUCCAGAGUAGGUUAAGAGAGCCUGGGAUUGCUGUGCACCUCCGUUUCCUUGGAAUUGGCAAACAUCAGGCAAUCCCCAGAAAAAAGCUGGAUUAUCUUUCUCACGCGAGUUCAUCCGGGGAUUUGCAGCCAAGUAAUGCUACAAGAUUCUGUGUUAGCUCAAACAGUAAAGCACUGCAUCUUGUUGUAACACAUAAGGUGUUGGGAUUAGGACAUUAGUGACAUCAGUUUUCUUUGGUAAAUGAUAGGGAGUAACACACAUUAACACAGUUACUGUAGUUAUUGUCAUUUCCAGAAACAUUCACAAAUGAAAAGGUUUUUUUUUUUUUUUAGUGAACUUCAAUUCAGCCUCUCAUAUGUCUACAUUGAACUACAGUUAACUACUAAGUAAUAACAUACUGCUUAUUGCAUAAAAAUUGCUGUGGUACUCCAAGUGUGAAAGGGCAGAGCUUUGAAGAAAUAGAAUUGCUCAUCUAAACCUGUACUGCUUUUGUAAAUCUAGCUCUCAGAUUUUGGAAAGGUACCCCUAAAAUAAAAUGCAUUUAGUUAGUGCCCACACUUAAACAGCAUUUUAACGUGACUCUGUGGGGUCAUGAAGGAACUUUGAGGCAAAAGCACGGACAGAAUAUGCUUUAGUGUUAGCAUAUUUUAGGCCAUAGCACUGAAACAUUUGUGUUUUCUGUGCUGUUUUAAGCAGCCUCUUUUUCCUGUCAUCUUUUCCCUUGUGUUGUCCUGCCUAUCUCUGUGGUCUCCUUCCCUUGUAAGAGCACAACCAUUUUCUAUCCGCGUGAUGAGAUGGAUCACAAAAUUAAUAAUACUGGGGGAAAAAUAAGUCUGACCUGCGUCUGACCCUGCAUCAUUUUCCUUACCCAGCAGCUCUUAGAACCAGCUGGGUGGGUGAGGGAGCACCACAACAUGCAGCUGGUACCACUUACUCUAAGUAUGUGUACUGGAAAGAAUAAGUCAUUUCACUCAUUUACUUCCCUCAUCCAAAAAUCCUGUAAAUCUCAUUUGCUUUGUAUGUUCCCAUUCUUUCCAGGUUCCCCUGGGUGAGAAUUUUGUUCUCUGUGCAGUCCUGUCAAGGUCUUUUGCUUUCAGGCCCUCAGCUCAAUUCUGAAUUUCUCUAUUGCUUUUCAUACCACCUUGCUCUCUCUCACGAUUUCUUACCAGCUGUGUUUCCAGGGUGCUGCCUUUCUCUGGCUUGGAUUUCUGUAGUGUUUCUUUUGCUCCAGCCUCCAAAGACAGUCAUUCUUCCUACCCCUCCCUGCAUCCCUCGUUUCCUCUCCCGCGUUAUAAACAAAAGUACUUGCAGUGUGCAGUAGAAAACAAUGCAGCACUGGCAAGGGAGUGGACUAAAUGACCUAAUGCCUAAUAUCUGUUCUUCUGCCAGCUAUUUUUAUUCAAGUUCAGAUGUCAGUAACUUUCGGACCUUUUGAAAUCUAAUCUGACGAUAUCCAGACUUUUCUUUGUUUACCCAAUGUUCUGUUUACUGAUUCUGGUUUAGUAACAUUUGAUACGUUUGUGAAAUCUGAAAUGAGCUUAUCUGGUUGCCAUCAGUUUUGUUGUAGCACAGGUCAGUUGAUGAUUAGUAACAUUUCAAAAGCAAAGCCUAUCUGCAGACAGGGUAAAGAAACUGUGUGCUCACUACCUGAAGUCCCACCAUGUGUUUUGGCUUAGAAGGAAAUACAUUUGUGGAAAGCUGAUGUAUAAAUGCUUUAGGCUGUAGCUCACUUUUACCCAAAGCUGAUAGGUAAGGAUUAUGUAAAACAAAAGUUAUGCACCUGGUCAGAAAUACACUUAGAAAAGGUGGGAAACACAUUUGCACAACCUAACACAACGGAGUUUGCAUCUGGGGCUAAGACUCCCAAGACAAUACAGUGGCACAAGAAAUGGUGCCUGUUUUCAAAAUGAAUGCUUCCUUUUAUGAUUUGGUUUGGUUGUGUUGACUUCUUUUUUUUUAAAUCAAAUGUUAUCCAUUGCAUUGUGCCAUGUACGUGCUCAGUAGAGUGUUUCUUCAAAGCGUUUGAAGCAACCUUCUCAAAUUGCUUCUGAAAUCACUUUUAGAAGUUGUCAUCUCGUGUUUUCAGAUUACCCAUUGAAGAUACUUGUAGUUUUUCAACGCACUGAUCAACUCUGCUUCAACAUUUGAUAUUUGCAAGUUUUGUGCCUUGACAGUGAUCAUCAUGGACAGCGUGUUCUUAACAGAGGACAAAGCCAAUUCUGUGUAUAAAAGAUACCGAAGGGCCAACAAAUUUUUGGAAGAAUUAAAGCAAGGUGACAUAGAACACGAAUGCAGAGAAGAAAUCUGUACCUAUGAAGAAGCAAGAGAAGCAUUUGAAAAUGAGGAAAAGACGAAGGAGUUCUGGAAAGUCUACAAAAAUGGACUUCAGGGAGAAAGUAACACAGGACAUAGCUGGUAUUCAUUUUACCUUGCAUUUCCAUUAAUCAUUGGCCUUUUUGUUAUCCUCAUUGUCAUUUUUGUCAUAUGGAGAUGCCUGUUUAAAAAGAAAACACGUAGACAGUCGGUGUACGCGCACAGGGGAGCCCACGAAGCAAUAGGUGACGGUGCUGUGUCUGACGGCAGAGGUUCGCUCCCGCAGCCUCUCAGCAUUGUUCAUUCCCCACAGGAGGACAUGUUUGAAGUCAGUGGGCUCUCUCCAGGAGGUCUGAGCUAUGCCGAUACACGAUCAGACUCAAUAUCCACAAGGCUGUCAAACUGUGAUCCUCCUCCUUCAUACGAGGAAGCCACUGGUGAAAUCAGUCUGAGAAGAAGUGAAGUUGAACAACAUUUAGAUCCACCCCCACAAUAUGAAGACAUUAUGAAUUCUAGUUCAGCCAAUGCAAUUGCACUAUCUCCUGUUAUCACCAGUACUAAAUAAAGCAGGAAGAAUGCUUCUGGACUUCAAAAAAAGAAAAAAAAAACCUAAUCGUUUUAUAGCACUUUAUCUUGGCUUAUUAUGCAUUUCUGUAAUUUAACGGACCUGUGUAAUGAACUUCCCUUUUGUUUUAGAUUCACUUGUUCUUUGAGUCAUAGAUUUUUAUUUUCCCCGAUGACUGUCCUUAGGAGAUAAGGAAUCUAUAUUGUGAGCGUAGUGCAGGUACAGAGAUGGUGCUCUGUCGUUAUUCUCAAAAGUAUCUCUGCUUUGAGGGAUGUCACGUGUUUUACUCCAGAUGCUGACCACAUUCCCCAAAAGAUUUGUGGAAUCCCCUUCUCUUCUUGCUGCAGACUCUUGGAGUCGCCUGAGAUGGGGAAUCCUUAAGAAACAUUCUAGGAACUUAAUUACGCCAAAGCAAACUAAUUUUGCAGUAUUUCCUCUUGCCUGGUUGGUUCUUUUUUCUCACCUGGAAUUUUAUUACAUGCCACAUUGUAUCUUGGGCCCUGGAAUGGCCAAGAGCCAUAUGCCUUGGUAUUCAGACCAAUAUAUUGUUAGACUCUGCUGGCUUCAUAGCAAUAAUUUCAGAGCCCUAGCAGAGGAGAGGGAUUCUACAGCUUUUUCUGUUAGCAUUUAUGUUUAGAAGCUAGUAAUUCAAGACAGUAAUUAGUGAAUUUGAAUACUUUGUUUGUUUGUUCUGCUUUUCUUCUGUUUUCUAUUUGUCUUUAUUUGUUUAUUCUAGGGCUGAGAACUCUAUGUGUGUGCUACUUUCACAACUUGAAAGUUUACUCAACACUAAAGAAUGAAAUACUGAAGAAUGAAUAAAAUCCUGCUUGUUUGGAAGUAGAUACCAAAACUACCAUAGUCUUCACUGGGACAAGGAUUUCAUCCAUUAUCCAUAAACACUUAAACCCAAAGAUACUGCUUUCUCUUUAAACGGGGGGGGGGAAAAAAAGUAUUCAGUGUACAGCUUCUUUCCCACAAUAAUAUGACCCCAUUCUCAAAUCCUGGUAUUAUUUUGCCUCUUGCAUACUUAAAUGUAUCACCUGCACACAUUGUGUUAGUGGCUAUGGAAAUGCAUUGCAGAGAAUUUUGAUAACUUUCUUCAACUGGUGUAUUUAUUGCUGGUUUCACAUUUGUUCCUUCAAGUAAGAGGUGCUGGAAAGCAGGGGUAAUCUAGGAUAACUCUGCAAAUGUUGUGGCCAGUGUAGCUCUGCUAUCUCCAGGUGAGAGGUGCACAGUCUACCUGAUGUAGGGCAAAACCAUGAGGACCCUCUGUGUUGCUGUAUUUCUAGCAACACAACUCAGACAUAACCCCCAGCUUUAGUUUGGAGUGUUUUUUUUUUUUUUUUUUUUGAAGCUGUAGAGAUAGAAAUUUCUGUCAGAUUUGAUACAAGUUGAUUGAAAUUCUAUACAAGCCUCUGUUUCAACUGCUUUUGACACUGAUGAUAGUGUAGUUGGUGCACGCAGUGGUUUGCUGAUUUACUUUUCUCUAUUUAAGAAUUCAUUGAUCAGUUUAGCUUGUGAAUAUUUAUUUUGAUUUUUCUUCUCACAUCAAGGUGGCAUGGCAUUAAUUUUAGUAUUGUUCUAUUUUCUGCUAAUAAAUUAGCACCAACUGAAACAUAUUUAGCUCUGAAAGACUACUGUGUUAUAUUGGCUUUCUUAUAACAAAAGCCUGAAGCUGUGUCAUCUUCCAGAAACCCCAAAUGAAACACCAGUGCCAUCCAUUUGAAAUUGCUGUUGAUGUGCUCAGUUAAUUGCCUGUUGGCACCUAUGAUCUCGUGUGAGUCUGACCCAUCUUUCUCCUAAGGAAUUUUGUAGAAGAUUACUGAAAAGAAAUGGAUGAAUACAUGGGUGUGCCUAUGCACACUUCUGUAAGAAUUUGAUACAGUAGUUUGACAAAUGAAGUUAUGAUCCUAUGAUUAAUUUUAUAUUCCCAUUUUUGGCAAAGAGUAGGUUACCAAAGAUCUCUACUGGGGACCUUCAGUUGCUAAAGCAAAUUUAUUGGAGUUAAUGGAUGGAGCUCCAGGCCAAACUGUUGUCAGAAAGGUAACUCAUAUUCAUUAUUCAUAAUGGAUAUCGAGCAGAUAAGUACAAUAUAUUUUGGACUCUCUGACCUUUUGAAGUGCUUUUAGCUCUUAGGUGAAAUCCUAAAUUGCCACUUGUAGAAAUUUAAGCUCCUUUUAUACUGAGCAACAGUUAUACUGCCUUUGGCCAGACAUUACCAAAACAAAGUGCCUCGUCUCAGUUGCAGGAGACACCUGAAAGAGCUGGUAUUAAUGUCUAUGCCAUAUUGGCAUCUCCUGUGCCUGCCAACAUAGCUGGCAGUUUUAGCAGUAAUUUUUUAGUUUGGAGAUACAGUUUUCCUGUAGGAAAUGCCUGGAGAUAAACAAUUUCACGUUAGGUAAUUCAGCAGCUGUCAACCCCGGAGCAGGGGCAGUCUGGUUUUAGAGGUGAGCCACCUCUUUUUUUCCAUAUUCCAUUACCAGUCUUAACAACUUUCACGUUUCCGUCUCCUAAAAAGAGUAUGUUACUGCAUUCUGUAGACAUUUCUUUGUGCAAUGCAAACAUGAUAUUUGUCUUUCCAGAAAAAGCCACAACCAGAGAUCUGAAAUGAUCUGUGACUAGGAUUUAUUGGGCCAUGCCUUUUCUACAUCCAUGUACGUGAAAUGUGAAUGCUAUUUAGGGCUAUAAAUUAAAGUCUUGGAGUGAAUAAGCUUUCAUAAAUUAACUAAAUUUGCACGUGCCAGUUAUCUAAAUGUUUCCUCUGAGACAUGAGCAGCUUUCUUCUUCUUGGAGUAAUGUCAAAGUACCUAAUAUUUUGUUUUACUUUGUGAGUUGUGGGGAAAUAACUGAAGUCUCGGGGAUAGCUGUUCUGAUCUGGGGAAAGAAUAACAUUUCUUUUGUAGUGCGUUUUCCUACAGCUUUGUUUUGCAGGGCACUUACUGAUUCUUCUUCUCUUGUAGUUGCAUUAUCAUGCCAUAAACAUUAUAAAUUUAUAGUUGUAUCUCUCUAAAGGCUAUCCAAGUCUGAAUGCAGUACUGCCUUGACUAAUGACAUGAAUAGUCAGGAUUCUGCUUUUCCCGCUUUCAAAUGUAACACGAUUUCACGUAUUAGGACUAAGAUGAUUUACCCACUACAACAAACUUGUAUUUAAAUGUCACCGUUUGAGAAAUGAUGGAAAUGAAUUGUGCUUAGAUGAUGUUUAGCAUUAGCGGAAGUGGUUCUGUCUUCACUGGGUGUAAAUAACCUCUGAUUACAGUAUUGCGUAUUUUGAAGGGGUUUGGUUUACAUUAAAUUAUCGUAUUUAAACAUCCUUGACUAUGUUUAUAGAAAAAGGUUUUGUAACAUUUGUUUUUGGAUAUGCUUAAUAAAAAUUUUUAAAUGCCUGUAGUGCUUCAAAACAUCAAUCCUACACAUCUGCAGUAUUAACUUUGUGCAUUGAAGUGGUGCUUUUUUAAUUUCUAUUGGUCGUCAAAUGUACUUAAUUGCAGGGAAUCAGUUGUUUUAUUGGGGUAAUUAAAAAUAAAUAUAAUUUUAAGGUA